This is a messenger RNA of Centrocercus urophasianus (Greater sage-grouse), 2484 nucleotides long. It is a transcript of the gene ARL6, whose product is annotated as ADP ribosylation factor like GTPase 6. The coding region runs from base 189 to 749 and encodes 186 amino acids. Gene Ontology annotation, biological process: vesicle-mediated transport; cilium assembly; intracellular protein transport. Lineage: Eukaryota; Metazoa; Chordata; Aves; Galliformes; Phasianidae. Gene Ontology annotation, cellular component: axoneme; cytoplasm. The record is from RefSeq and is a predicted model, not a curated record. Gene Ontology annotation, molecular function: GTPase activity; GTP binding. The transcript is spliced from 8 exons.
UGCCGCUGAAGCACGCAGCUGCUGCCUGCAGCUGUGGUGGGUUGUUCUGAGUGUAGCUGCGAGGUUCUCUCCUUCCCAGCUCUGAUGUCUGCUGUCCUCCCAGGCCUCAGAGUGAAUGUGUGAGAUUGCCCGGAGUAAGUUUGUCUUACUGAGGCAGGCGGUGAUCCGUGUGUGUUUGACCCAGAACCAUGGGACUGUUUGACAAGCUAGCAGGGUGGCUUGGGCUGAAGAAAAAGGAGGUUCAUGUUUUGUGCCUUGGUUUGGACAACAGUGGCAAAACAACAAUCAUCAAUAAACUUAAGCCUUCAAAUGCUCAAACUCAGGACAUUGUUCCAACAAUAGGAUUCAGUAUAGAGAAAUUCAAGACAUCCAGUUUGUCUUUCACAGUUUUUGAUAUGUCAGGCCAAGGCAGAUACAGAAACCUCUGGGAACAUUACUACAAAGAAGGCCAAGCCAUUAUUUUUGUCAUUGAUAGCAGUGACAAAUUAAGAAUGGUUGUGGCCAAAGAAGAACUUGACACUCUUCUGAAUCAUCCAGAUAUUAAGCACCGUCGACUGCCUAUUCUUUUCUUUGCAAACAAGAUGGACCUCAGGGAUGCAAUAUCAUCUGUGAAAGUAUCUCAGUUAUUAUCAUUAGAAAACAUCAAAGACAAACCUUGGCAUAUCUGUGCCAGUGAUGCUCUUAAAGGAGAAGGCUUGCAGGAAGGUGUGGACUGGCUCCAAGAUCAGAUGCAAGCAAUGAAGACAUGAGAGAUAAAUAAAAGAUGUAUGGUGUUUUCUCUGCUGCUUUGUUAGCAGCUGACCAGUUCUUGGAAAUGAAGAAAGGCUUAAAGAAAAUGGAGCACUUCAGCUAAAUAUUACGUGAUGAUUCGUUUCCUUUUAGUAUCUCUUCCAGAAAAAGUAAAUAUAGAUAACAUAGUAUCUCAGGUAUGCACUUCCAUUAAUUAAAUUGAACUGUGUGAUGGGGGAGCAUAUUUAAAACCAAAAAUGUGUAAGUAAUAAGCAUCUGCAUUCAUUUGAGUUUUUGGUGAUAAUUAGCCAUGAGGGGCAGUGCGCCACUUCUGGGGGGAAAACAACUUUUGAACAAAUGGGAGUAUUUAUAUUCCUAAAGAAGAAUAGUCAGUACUUCCUGAAAUGAAACUAUAUGAAAUACCUAAAAUAGAGUUCCUACAAACAGUAGGGUUUUUUAAUUGAAAGUUUUGACGUUGAGAUUUUUUUCAAGUAACCAUCUGCAAUAGACUACUAGAAGAAUAUUUUGAGGUUAACAUGAGUUCAAAUGACUGCAGAUGUUUUAAGGAAUUUCUCAUUAUGAAAUGUUACAAACAUUUUCUCUGCUAUGUCAUGGUUAUACUUGCAUUCCCAUCAAUAAAACUUCAGAUAUACAACAUGUCAUGUUUUUGCUUUUUUAGACAUAAAUAUGUUCGUUGAUGGUCUCUACAUGAUAGAGAAAUUUGCUUUUCAGAUAAUCUCAUUUGGAUUUUUUGUCCAUUUUUUAAUGCAAAUAAGAUUUUAUAGUGAAACAGUUACCUCUUUUCUCAAUCUUUUUUUUUCUUAAUUGCAUACAGUUCCGUCUUUCUAAUAAGCAAGACUGCAGUUUCAGGUGUUCAUGGAGCAUAUGACUGAAAAAUGUAUUUUGGAAAUACAGUUAAGAGGCACUACUCUACUAGAUCACUAAAAUUUAAUAUGUAUUAUACUUGUCUUGUGCAUAAAAACUAUUUUACUUUCAAGAAUGACUUUAAUAAACUUUCUGACUUCAAAGGUACACUCUAGGUAACAAAUUAAGCCAGUGCUAAGCACUUUAUUUUUGUCAUGCCACCUCUUUCCAUUUUAAUGCCUCUUCCCAUGUCUGAUUAACAGGAGAACUUUGCACUGGGAGUGAUGAAGGAUUCUUUACUGUAUUUUGUUCCCACUAUCUGAUUCCUGUGGGAGAUGCAAUAUGUAGGUUUUGCAGAAACUUUUUCCCCUAUGGUAACACUUAAAACACAGAAAUGUUCUGUAAGCAAUGCAUUUUAUAGCUCACUUAAUAGAGGAAUAUUUGGAGCAAAGGGAACUACCUGAAAUGGUAAAACUUUCAUGUAUUUUCAGCUUUAUUAAACACUUGCUCUGCUCAAGGGAAUGCUUACUGUAAAAAUCUUUUUUAUAGGGAAGAUUACUAUUUUUCUGACAGUUGUUUGUUGUGAAAAUAUUUGUUCUUGAAGCCCUUUUCUGUGCCACCUUUGGCCUUCUGUCAACUCUGCAUCUCAAAUGAACAUAAUUAAAUAUGAAAAAGGAAAACUCAUAUAUAACUCUGAGAGGUUUUACUAACUUGGAAUUUUGUGGCAAAUAACUUUUGGUUUACUUUGUAUUGGAUAUUAUGGUAACAGUACUUGUUGGAAGCGUUUUUUCAUAGUAUGAAUAUUUUGUAAUUAUUCUGGUUCACUUAGAUGACUUAUUUAAAUGAGAUAUUUAAUUUUAAGUUGGCAGUAUUUUUUUUUCCCUCUUAAAG